AUGUCCGUGUCCCCGUCCCGAAGGCCGCAAGAAGAAUGCUUUUUAGCCCCCGGCCGCUCGCUCUUGUCUGACGACGAAGCUGAAACAGAAGCUGGGGCUGCCAAGGCUCUAGAAGACCUCAAAGGGAAGCGGAGGGCCACGGGGCACAGUCCCGCCUUCCCCCUGCCCCAACACGUGUGUUUUGGACCCGUUCAGGAAACGACCACCCGGAAGCUGGAUUUACUGAAAAGCGGGUUUGCGGAAAUGAGAGCCCUCAUCGAAGCCGUGGAGAACGACGCUGUCAGAGAAGAAGAGAGAGUCCUGGGCAAGUUCGACGUCAUCCAUCAGACCAUCACCAGAAGAAAGAAGGCAGUGCAGAACCUGAAAGACCAGAUUGAGCUGGUACUGGAAAAACCUGCUGAGUUCUUCUUAGAGAAAGCAGCAAAGCUGCAUGACGUUUCCACCAAGGAUGUGUACGUGCCUGAAAUCGACCUGAAUCAGGAGAUGAUCCAAGCCUUGUACCACAGCUCCUUCUCCUUGAAAGAGGUGCUGAAACAAAACAUAAAGGACUUACAUGAGAAGAGAAGUUUCUCAGGUAAAUCCACCGGGGAGCGUUUUCCGGAGGUCCACGUUUCGGGGUUCAUAGAUGCCCGAGGAGUAGAUGGCACAGGGAGGGAGGGCACCAGAAAGAGACGAACAAGGCUUCAUCCACCAGACCUGAAAAGGGCAGGGAGGCCGCCGGUUGGCGGCUGUCGCUCCCCCGUGUCGUUCUCCGCUUUGUGCUCCGGGCGCCGACUCUGCCAAGGCCACCCCCUCUCCCGGGACCGCAUCCGCGGCAGCCUCCCCCGCGGCCGCCACCGCGGACCAGAUCCCGGCAGGAGCUCCUGGAGUCGGCGGCGGGAGGGGGGUCUGGGGCCUGCCGAGCCCCUGCCCCCCUCCUCGCUCCCGGCCCCAGUGGAGGGUGACCGGCUCACUUGGGGGCUCCGGCGCGGGCCCCGUCUUCCCGAUGCCACCAAAGUGACCUUCGACUUCAACGCGGCCCACCCCGAGGCGGUCCUGUCGGACGCGGCCCAGCCCUGCCGCCCCCACCCCCGGCGCUUCACCUACCGCACCCAGGUGCCGGGCCGACGGUGCUGUGAGAGCGGCGUGCACCGCUGGGAGGUGGAGCCGAGGCCCGACGAUCUCUGCGGCGUCGACAUCUGCUACGGCAGCACCGACCGGCGGGGCGCCGGCGGCCGCCCGGGCCGCAACGCCGUGUCCCGGUGCGUCGAGCGGUUCGACGGCAAGCUGUCGGCCCGGCCCGCCGAUGCCGAGACGAGCCUGCCCGGACCCGAAUCCCCCAGGGUCGGCGUCCUCCUCCGCUACGACGCCGCCUUCGUCGUCUUCCUCUCCGUCUCCGACAAAAUCAGCCUGCUCUACAUGUUCGAGGUCGACUUCUCCGAGGCCGUGUUGGCCAGCGGCACCUCCCUGGCCCUCUCCCCCCAUCAAGUAGCCGCACGUGAGGGCUGCCCUUUCCCUCGGGCGGACAUUGGUGGCCACUGGAAUGCCCGGAGGACGGGCGGAUGCUGCCGACGUUCAGGCUCACUGCGGUGCCCGGCGCGAUGUGGGCAGCCGUUAAAUAUCGACGGAGGGGUUGAGAUUUGGGAGUGUCUAUCAAAGGCCCGGGGGGCCGUUCUUAGCUUGGAAGCCUGUUGGUGCUGGGUUGGCUCAUAUUUUGGCUCUUGCUGGCGGGGAGGGGAUCUGCUGGGCAUGUGGAGCGUGUGACCCCCCCCGGACGUCUGGUGAUGGGGAGAGAGGGUCCCCGGAGGGCAAAGCCCCCAGGCUCACCCCUUGCUUUGCUGAGCCCCUUCUUACUGCACUGUAGCGUAUUCAACGCUUGGGAGAAUAAAAUAGCGUAAGUGGAAAUAAUCCCCGCUCUAGGGGAGCGAGGAGUCUUGAAGCAAGGGACCCCGAGGAGGAGGGAUCGGAUAGCGCUCAAUAAAGUAGUCCGUUAACAAAG
Messenger RNA from Ornithorhynchus anatinus (platypus), 1978 nucleotides. RefSeq names its product tripartite motif containing 25 (gene TRIM25). NCBI's taxonomy places the organism in Eukaryota, Metazoa, Chordata, Mammalia, Monotremata, Ornithorhynchidae. The record is from RefSeq and is a predicted model, not a curated record. The coding region runs from base 1 to 1743 and encodes 580 amino acids. The transcript has 6 exons.